AUGGGUAUCACAGCUCGUUCAUUGAACCAUAUGUCGUAUCAGCUGACUGGUCGCUCUACCGCCAGCGUUGCGUUACUCACUGGAGCUCUCACCGCAAUAGCCCUGGCGCGUAAUAUCCCUAAGGGGAGUACUAAAGACAAUGAGCCUACUCUAUCAGUUGCCGCGAGGAUCAUCACAGAUUCCCUUCUAUUUGCCAGAGACUGCAUGCAAGACAGAGCGAAGUAUUAG
Molecule: messenger RNA, 228 nt
Organism: Perkinsus marinus ATCC 50983
Lineage: Eukaryota; Perkinsozoa; Perkinsida; Perkinsidae
Exons: 3
Coding region: 1-228 (75 amino acids)
Source: RefSeq, a predicted model, not a curated record